Molecule: messenger RNA, 881 nt
Organism: Ilex paraguariensis (yerba mate)
Lineage: Eukaryota; Viridiplantae; Streptophyta; Magnoliopsida; Aquifoliales; Aquifoliaceae
Source: the annotation of a GenBank genome assembly
UCUCUCUCUCGUUCGUUUGAUUCUCCAUCGUCAACACCAUGAAGCUCUCCUUUUCUCUGUCCUCAGACCCAUCUUCAAAGCCUCUACCCCUCAAACGUUCGCAAACUGACGCCAAAGACCAAGAGGAUCUCUCAUCCAUCACGAAACAAUACAUAACAGAAUUCGAUUCCUUAGAAACCCUAAAAAUUUCAGAAUCCAAAAAGCUGAUUAUCCCCCCAAUAGCCAACGAAUGGAGGCCUCACAAGAAGAUGACAGACCUAGAUCUUCCGUCCCAAUCCGCCCGUCCAGAUAAUCUCGAUUUUGAACAGGACCCUAUUAUCUCCUCUGGCGAGACCGAUUCCUCCAUAUCCUACGGCCUGAAUCUACGGUGGUCCAUAAACAAUGGUGCGAUUGUCGAGCCGAGGUCGCCUCCGCGGCCAGAGUCGAGACAGAAGCUGAUGUUACAGAAAUUGAAAGAUGAUUUGCAGAGGCUACCGGAGGAUAAUGGGUUCAAUGAAUUUACCGAUAUACCCGUGAAAGAGUUUGGGAAAGCGCUUCUCAGUGGGUAUGGUUGGUACGAGGGUAGAGGUAUUGGGAGGAAUGCACAAGAAGAUGUAAAAGUGGUUGAAUAUACAGGGAGAACUGGCAGACAAGGCCUAGGUUUUGUUGGUGAAAUACCCAAAGAGAAAGUAAAGACAUAAAACGAGGUAGAGAGCAAAGGGGCACUACUGAUAAAGUAAGGGGAAAAAGGGUGCGUUUUAAUGUGGGUAGGGAAGUUUGCGCCUUGAACAAAUUGCUGAGUACAUUGGAGAUCCGAUGUUUUUUGAUUUCAAGGUAUUUUGAGUUAUAUGUUAGAUCAACCUAUGUUAACUUAUUGGAAUCUCUUUGUGCUGUUAUGUUUU